This is a messenger RNA of Enterobius vermicularis (human pinworm), 315 nucleotides long. The record is from the annotation of a GenBank genome assembly. NCBI's taxonomy places the organism in Eukaryota, Metazoa, Nematoda, Chromadorea, Rhabditida, Oxyuridae.
AUGUCAAGAGAAAACGUUAGCGGAAUCUUUCUCUUUGAAAAGGUGGUAGCAAGCAGCUUUUUAAGUGCCCCACUUAAAAUGCCGCUAAAGUACAAAGUUAAGCAAUUGAGAAUUGACUUUUUGAUGACCAAUAUCAGCACAGUGUUUGAAACGACGACGAUGAAGUUGAUAAUUAUGAUGAUGAUAGCGUCAGUGAUGGAUAUCGAUGAUGUCGAUGACGAUAGGGUUAACGAUGGUGAUGAUGGCAACAAUGACGAUGAUAAGGAUAGCGAUAUUGAUAAUGAUGACGAUAGAUCCAUCUAUCAGAUUCUUUAA